ACACCCAUGCUUGGUAUUGCAGGCUCACCUCUCUUCUCACACCAAGAUGUCUUGCUACGACCUGUGCCCACCAAGAACCGGCGUGGCCGUCCCCCAGCCCAUCGCUGAGAGCUGCAACGAGCUGUGCGCCCGCCAGUGUCCCGACUCUUCAGCCUUCAUCCAGCCACCGCCUGUGGUUGUCACCUUCCCCGGCCCCAUCCUCAGCUCCUUCCCCCAGCAAGCCGUGGUGGGCUCCUCCGGAGCACCCGCCUUUGGAGGCAACCUGGGGCUGGGAGGCCUCUACGGUGCCGGGGCCACUCAGGCCUCGGGGGGUCUCUGCACCUUUGGCAGACCCUACGCUCCUGCUGCCUGCAGCCCUCUGCCCUCCCCUUAUCACUGUCUUCUUCUCCUGGCUCUGCCCCGCUACAGCCAGAAUGUAUGA
Messenger RNA from Pezoporus occidentalis (night parrot), 421 nucleotides. RefSeq names its product scale keratin-like. The transcript has a single exon. Gene Ontology annotation, molecular function: structural constituent of cytoskeleton. NCBI's taxonomy places the organism in Eukaryota, Metazoa, Chordata, Aves, Psittaciformes, Psittacidae. The record is from RefSeq and is a predicted model, not a curated record. Gene Ontology annotation, cellular component: intermediate filament. The coding region runs from base 47 to 421 and encodes 124 amino acids.